Molecule: messenger RNA, 1469 nt
Organism: Thalassophryne amazonica
Lineage: Eukaryota; Metazoa; Chordata; Actinopteri; Batrachoidiformes; Batrachoididae
Exons: 4
Coding region: 179-964 (261 amino acids)
Source: RefSeq, a predicted model, not a curated record
CUUUUUCCAUACACACACUGAGGAAGAAUCAAUAUUUUCUCUUAAUGCAUCCUGUUGAGACUCAAGAGUCAAAUGAAGCAGAUCUAAUUUUUAACUGCUAUUGUUCUUUCAGAGAAAACUCCACAGAAACUGGGAAUAAAAAGCAGGUUUCCGGUUUUGUGAUAAUAACAACAUCCUGAUGGAAGGAGAUGGGUUCUAUUCGGUGAUGAGGACACGGUUUGUUCUUUGCUGUGUUUACGUCGUGUGCUUCACUUCAGCAGUGUGCAGCAGCAGGGAUAAUUCACUCAGUCAUCAAACUAUGAUGCUGCGGACCAGUCCAGAGGUGGUGGCACGCUGUGGAGACAAUGUGACCCUGACAUGUGAUGCCAGUUCAUCACAGCAAUUCGAGAUUAAGAAGUUUAUCUGGAUAAGUCCAGAAAAACCUGUAUGCCAGUUCAGGGGGGGGAAACCUGACCCUGGGGUCGUAUGUGAAAAUAAAUCACAACCUCUGCAGAGCUCACUCAGUAUGACCCUCAUCAACAUGCUGCCGGCCAAACAGGGAGAAUACAUCUGUAAACUGCAUUCCACUCUCGCUAUCAAGGAUAGCACAACUAUUGUCAAACUACAAGAGUGUUUCCAAAGUAAUGGAUCUUCUCAGAAUAAGUCUCAUGCCGAGUGUUGGUUCAAUGGAUUUUACCCCAAUGGUACAGUCCACUGGUUCCAUGCAGGUGUUAACCUGACUGAAUCCGCCAGCACACAACAAGAACUUAAUGAACAUGGACUCUACAACGUCAAAAGCAUCUUGAAGCGUGAGCCCCAAAACACAGCCCACUCAUAUACCUGCUCUCUGUGGAUACCUGCCCUGGGGAAAUAUCAGUCCAAUCUCCUGGUGCUUCGGGGUGAGUCCAGAUCAUCAGGAAGCAGGGUUAGUAUACCCUGGAUGUAUGCGUUGGUCACAAUACUUUUGAUAAUGUUCAUGACGUAAGUGCAUCCAGUGUCACUGAAUGAAAAUCUUUACCAGUAGGACAGGCGGGCAGUGCUUCCUGCAGAGUUUACAGGCCUACAUGUUGCAAAAGACCAAUGACUGGAGUAGAGGAAUGUGUUGGUUAAAUAGUUUACAUAAUCUGUUUGAGGGAUUGGGUGAUAGUUCAAGUCAUGCAAAAUAAUGAGUGUUUAUGCAGAGCUUAUAUGGGGAUAAAGCAAAGGGUGGGGCAGGGUUAGCAAGGCAGUGCAGUCCAAUAACUGUAGGUCAAAAUGUCUGUAUGUUAUCUACCUGCCUACCUGUAUGUUACAUUCCUAAUAAUUUUCUCCAUGAGGGAUGACAAAAAUGAGUUCAUGCCAUACCAUGGCUCUUUUCAAACAUCCCAUUUCAUGUGUAAGCUUGUACUGGGAGCAGCACAGUGGCUUAGUGAUUAGCACUGUUGCCUCACAGCAAGACUGAUUCUCACCUGGGGCCUUUCUGUGUGGAGUUUGCAUGUUCUCCCCGUGUU